AUAUUCCCAUCUUACCUGUUCCAAUUACUAUCCUUACCCAAUCUGGAAAGGCUUGAAAUAAGAAGAUGUUACUUUAAAGAGUUGGUAUUCCAAAGUGAAGGAGUUGGUGGUGAGGAAAAGCCUGCAUCUGCAUCGAUGGUGCUCUCUCGGUUAACUGAAUUACGGCUUACUUAUCUUUAUGAAUUGAUGCAUCUAUGGAAGGAAAAGGAAGGAUUCCAAAAUCUAAGGAUUUUACAUGUGGUAGGGUGUCCCAAAUUAAAAAGUUAUUUAGUUACAUCCUCAGUAUGUUUCCAGAAUCUGAUGACUCUUCAAGUUGAAGGAUGUGAUGGGAUCAUAAAAUUAGUUACACAUUCAACAGCCAAAAGCCUAGUGCAGCUCAGAGAAAUGAGGAUAGGUAAUUGUGAAAGGAUAGCAGAAAUAGUAGAAGGCAGCGAUGGGGAUCGCCAUGAAGUGAAGGAUGAAAUCAUUUUCCCCAAACUCAACCUUUUGGAGCUUACUAGACUAUCAAAUCUAGAAAGCUUCUGCUCAUCAGGGAAUCAUACCUUUGGAUUCCCAUCCUUAGCCACAGUGGUUGUGGAAGAUUGCCCAAAGAUGAAGGUGUUCUCUAAGGGAGGGUUAAACACUCCAAUGUUGCACAAAGUACAAAGAUAUUGGGACCGUGAAGCGGAUUUUAUUUGGGAAGGAAGCCUCAAUAGCACCAUACAAAAACUGUUCAAGGAAUGGAAUCGUGUGGAGGAAAUGCAGAAUUCUGUAGAAGAUCAAGGCAUUCCUUCAACUUCUAACACACAAGUAAGUUCUUCAUUUGAAGGUGUUUUCUUCAUCUCAAGUUCAGAAGUGCAAGGGUUCUAAUUCCUAUUUCCUUCACGGCUAGCAUUUCUGUGCCUUGGCAUAGUGAAGUAAACAAUGUAUGUAUUUUGAGACAUCAUUAUUGAUACUUCAUCGUUUGAAAUCAAAUGGUUAUAAGAUUUCUUUAUUAUAAUACAAGGGUU
Molecule: messenger RNA, 989 nt
Organism: Durio zibethinus
Lineage: Eukaryota; Viridiplantae; Streptophyta; Magnoliopsida; Malvales; Malvaceae
Source: RefSeq, a predicted model, not a curated record